CUCUAGCGGCUAUAUCUCAACUAACCAAGGUUAGAAAAAGUUACUAUGAUCGUACUGGUAUAACGUGUAAGACUAAGUUUUAUAUAAAUCCGUGUUAAAUAAAGAAAAAGUGUAAUAUAGAAAUGGCAUUAUUACGACGUUUAAUUUCAAGGGAGAUGCAGGAAAUGGCCUAUAAUUUGUCUGGAUUUAAUAAGUAUGGUUUAUUUAGAGAUGAUUUAUUGCAUGAAACGCCAGUGGUAAUAGAAGCAUUAAGACGUCUACCUGAACAUUUAGUAGACGAACGUAAUUUCCGUUUAAUCAGAUCCAUGCAGUUGUGUUGUCAAAAGGUAGUUUUACCGCGAGAACAAUGGACUAAAUUGGACGAGGAUAUAAUGUACCUUCAGCCAUAUAUACAAGAAGUAUUAAGGGAAAAGGAAGAGCAAGAAAGAUGGAAUGCGGAAUAAAGUACAACUGUUUGGUAGUGAAUUUAUCUUAUUUAUAGUUUAUAAUCUAAAAAUAUUGAUUUAUAUAUAUAUACGUAUACAUAGAUAAAGAUGAAAAUAAAUUAUACUUCUCGCUCGUA
Molecule: messenger RNA, 562 nt
Organism: Colletes gigas
Lineage: Eukaryota; Metazoa; Arthropoda; Insecta; Hymenoptera; Colletidae
Product: cytochrome b-c1 complex subunit 7-like
Exons: 4
Coding region: 123-443 (106 amino acids)
Biological process (GO): mitochondrial electron transport, ubiquinol to cytochrome c
Source: RefSeq, a predicted model, not a curated record